GUUUUAUAUACAAACUCAGGCAGGCCUAACUGCAUGUGAAGACUCCUGAAAAAGCAGCCCAUAUCCUCCUCAGAAAAAAGAGCCCACGGACAGCCCACGCGGCCACGCCCAUCCACCCCUCAAAUCUAGCGACGCCGACGCCGACGCCGACGCCGACGACGACGCCCACCCCCGCCGGCCGCCGCCGUUCUGCUCCGCUUCCGGCGCCGCUGAGGAGCUUCCACUCUCCAAUGCGCCUCAGGAUUUUGUGAUGCCCAUCCCGUCCGUCUUCAAAGCCAUCCCUGCCGUUUGAAUUUUGAUCGAUCGCAAGGAAAGACACAAGAAAGAAUAAAGAGAGUGCAGUUGGAGUCGAAUCGAGUGAGCUAAUUGUUGCUGCCUGUGCCUGACUGCUGCUGGUAGUUUUAACAAUCGAAGAUGGGCCUCUCGCGUCAGUUUCUGAAUCUGCUCGUGGACAAUGGCAUCCCUAGAGCCAAAUCUCUGCACUGCGUCAAACUGACGCGCCACAGGUUGUUCAACACAACAAAACCUACUAUGCUGCCACUGAUUGGAGAUGGAAACGAACCGAAGAACAAUAAUCAGUCCAUGGAGAAGAUUGUGCUUCCGAGACCAAGCUUCAACCUGCAAUUACUAGGGCAAGAGGAAGACCGAAGGAGCGAAAUGCAGGAACAGAGGGAUGCCAAUGACGACGACAAGGAAGUCACUGAUGACGAAGAUUAUUCUAUGGACAUUCUAUUUCCAAAAAGUAGACACCGUGAUGGUUCUAUAUACAGGGGCAUCAUGGAUACAUGGUGGAAAAAGGAAUUGCGUAUUGCAGAUCGUAAUGAGAGUAAGCGAUUAUAUCUCUCUUUUUCUAUUUUUGAUUUGUUAUUAUCCUCCCUUACUCUUCUGCAGUGAUUCUAGAUGGUAUCGAGUUGUAUCACCAAUGGACUGGAAACCAUCCCAGCCAACUCCUACCAAACUACUACUACCAAACUGAUCUCAUCUAAAUAGAUGGCAUGUGUUGCAUAUUGUAUGCUUUGGGACAAAAGAUGCCGUACAGUUUAUGCCAAUAUCCCCUUCAAUCCACACUAGCCCCGUGCUCAAAUGCUUUCAUUGGAAGCAAUUGAUAUGCAUUUCGAGGCAAUGCUUCUUUGGGUGUUCCUAAAGAAAAAUUUUUCAGGGAGGAGCACACUUCCUAGUAAAAGGAACAUAGGUUAUUUGUACUUUGUAGAUGGAAGGAAAAAUUUCCAAUAAGGCCAUAUAAUCAUCGAAUAACACAUGUACUUUCAAAUGGCAAGUAUUUGUUUACUACAUUAAUUUCCGGUUACAAACUUACAUUUCGACGUUACUUUUUUAUGAAGCUCGGUUGGAAGCAAUGAGGUUUUCAGAUCCGACUAACUGUAUCAAGGACGAUGGAACUUGCUUGCAACAUCCUCCUAGAUGCAUGCUGCAAAUGUUAUCAUUAGAGUUGGCUGAAAUUCAUAAUGAUGGUUGCUUAGUAGAGUUGUACGGAUACAUAGCAGUGCGGGAUGAUCUGGAUCCAUUGCUUAAUUAUAUCAUCAAUUUUAGCAGGGAUGAUCCUAUCAUUGUGGAGCAGGGUUCGCUCAUCAACAUGAUGGGCCCUAAGCGAGGGAUAGAUUUGAUGGACUUUGCUCUAAUUGAAUUUGACGUGAGGAUCAAGACAGGCGAACAAGAAAAAGAUGACCUACAGCUAAUUGAUGGUGCAACACUCUUAUGGACUCCAGGCCUAUGGAAUCAGCCAUAUUCAAUUAAGAUCCCAGGCGAUUACGGUGCAGUUGACAUAACUGUAGCACACCUUAAUAAUGCAGUUGAGGCCACUGUAGAGGUUGUCAUAUCAGAAGUGCAAAGCGGUUUCAAUUUGCUGCUUGGUUGUUUAACCAGUGACUUGAAUAAGGAAAUGCGGCUCUUUGAUGGUGCCAUUGUUGAGUCGCGUUUCCUGAAGAGGUCGGUGGUUGCUGUAAAUUGGAAAUCUUCUAUAGAUUUGAAGUUCAAAGUGGGCGCAUCUCCAUCCAGUUUCGACCAACAUUGUGUUUCCUUCAAGCCGAAAAUCCAUGGCCAUGAUACUCAAGAAAUAAAGACUGAUUUUGCAUUAAUCUCAGUGAAGGUGACUUGGUCGACUUUGUUGCCUACUGGACUUGAUUGAUAGCUCUGUUUCUAUAACAGAGUGGGUCAAGAGUGACUAAAAAACUUGCAGCUUACUAAACCUAGGUGUGAUAAACUUGGAUAGUGAAGUAUUGUAAUAAAUCUGUCAUUCUAAUUAAGCCCUCCACCCCUAAAAAUGUAAUUUUAGUUAUGCAUCUGAAUAAGUACUUGUUGAGAUGCGUAAUUAGAAAUAAGGUCUUUUAGGGACGGUGGUGGCCCUACUUGCAUUUGUUUCGGCCCAGUUGCCAGGGAGAUAACAGUGCGGUUGUUUCGUCUUUCAGUGCUAGGGGUUGGAUUUAAUAUUAUGGAGGAAUUUUCCAGGCACAACCAUAGAGUGGAUUUUCUGUUUAUUUCUGAAUCGUAUGCUUUGUGGUUAUAGUUAUGGUUUUGGUACUAGUGCAUACACAUACAAAGGUUCUCAUUUUAUCACUACCUUUGCAACAAAGUGCAU
Messenger RNA from Oryza sativa Japonica Group (Japanese rice), 2593 nucleotides. The record is from RefSeq and is a predicted model, not a curated record. NCBI's taxonomy places the organism in Eukaryota, Viridiplantae, Streptophyta, Magnoliopsida, Poales, Poaceae.